AUGUCGGCCAAGCCCGGCGCGCGGUCGGUCGUGCCGUCCGACUCGCUUCCGAUGCAAAAGGCACUCGAAGCCACGGGUGUCCGGCGCGGCGGCGUCCGCGUCAAGCAGCAGCCGAGGGCCAAGUGGAUGGCCAAGCACCGGGCACGCGUCGGCAGCUUCAUGAUGAACAUGAAGGUCGAGUUCUUCUUCAUCACGCUCGUCAUCACGUACGGCAUCUUCGUGCUGGUGCAAAUUGCCUUUGCAGAUACGUUUGCGCAGCACGACCUGGAUCACCCAGAGAACGAGUACCAACCCAUCUUCAACUACGUCGACUUGGUGGUCGGGUCACUCCUCAUGCUCGAAUUGGGCCUCCGCCUCGUUGGCUUUGGCUGGAAUGUAAUCAAGGGCUUCUGGAACCUCUUUGACGCGAUCGUCGUCGUCGGAUCCUUCGUCCUCAGCAUCAUUAGCGUCACGACGAGCCAGCAAAACCAGUCCAAGCUCGUGGUGUCGCUGCUCCGGCUGCGCAUCAUUCUUCGCAUCUUCCGGCUGCUCGUAGUCUUCGAGCGCAUCAAGCAGCGGUCGAAAGCGAUUCAGUUUGCCCAUCGCGGCAACAACGGCCUCCAGUCGCCGCUCGAGAUGGUGCUCGCGUGUCUGAGCGAGCUGCGGUUCCACCCGGGGAUCAAACCGACAACGCACGACGAGCUCGACUACGCGAUCUACGUCAUCAAAAGCAACAAGCUCUACGACGCCAGCGAGCACCUUAUCCAGGACCAGAACAUUGACGCCGACACGCAAAACUACCUCCGCAAUGUGCUCUUGAAGAACGACGCGGGGCUCGGGGACAAUGCACAGAACCCGUCGACGCCGCGCGGCCAGAAUGGCGACGACGACGGAAGAGGCGGUCUCCAGCCGCCGCCGCUGCUGCGGAUGCAGUCUUCGAGCACCCACGACCUCUUCCCACUCACCGAGCACGGCCGCGCCGAGUUCAAUGUACUCAUGACAUCCGUCGGCGACUGGGACUUUGACGUGUUUCAAGUCAACCAUGUAACGCGGGGCAAUGCGCUCUCGCACAUGGGCUACUACCUCCUCCAUGAUAUGGCCCAAGACACGCUCAAGAUCGAAGGCCGGGUCCUCGCUGCGUUUCUCCUCGAGAUCCAGAAAGGCUACAUUCUGACCAACCCUUACCACAAUGCGAUCCACGCCGCCGACGUGAUGCAGACGUCGUACUACUUUAGCUGCCGCGCGUCCAUCACGGGCUUUUUACGGCCGCUCGAUAAGACGCUACUGCUCCUCGCCGCGAGCAUCCACGACUACAAGCACGACGGCUUCAACAACGGGUUCCACAUCGCGACGGGGUCCGAGCUCGCGAUCCGCUACAACGACACGGCGGUGCUGGAAAACUACCACGUCGCACAAACCUUCUUGACGAUGAAAGCCACGAGCUGCAAUAUGUUUCAAAACCUUACGCCCGAAGAUUUCAAGUACGCGCGAGACAUGGUGAUUCAAAUGGUGCUCGGCACGGACAUGGCCAAGCACUUUGAAGACGUCGCGCUCUUCAAGGCGACGAUCAUGCCGGCCACGCCCGACGACGUCGUCGACAUCAAGUCGGCCGGGUACGUUUUGGCGCCGCUGGAUUGUUGCAUCCAUUUUUGUUUUGUGAUUAGAGACAAGAAGCUCUUGAUGAAGAUGAUUCUGCACACUUCGGACGUGUCCAACCCGGCGAAGAUGCGCCUUACCAUGGUGCGCUGGACGGACCGCGUCGUCGAGGAAUUCUUUCUCCAAGGCGACAAAGAGAAAGCGCUCGGACUCGUCGUGUCGCCCUUCAUGGACCGGAUCACGAUUUCGCUCAAGAAGAUGCAAGUUGGGUUCGCCGACUUUGUCGUGACGCCGCUCUUCCACGUCUGGAGCAACAUCAGCGAGCAAGUCAAGGACGAAGGGUACCGGACGCUGCUCGAGAACCGCGAGUGGUGGAGCACGCGCGACGACGACUUCAAGCACGCGAUGCUCCCAAGCAUCGCCAAGGUAUUUGCGGCGUUCCUUUCUGUAUCUGGAAGUUUACCGCCGUGCUAG
Molecule: messenger RNA, 2049 nt
Organism: Saprolegnia parasitica CBS 223.65
Lineage: Eukaryota; Oomycota; Saprolegniomycetes; Saprolegniales; Saprolegniaceae
Exons: 6
Coding region: 1-2049 (682 amino acids)
Biological process (GO): monoatomic ion transport; transmembrane transport; signal transduction
Cellular component (GO): membrane
Molecular function (GO): 3',5'-cyclic-nucleotide phosphodiesterase activity; monoatomic ion channel activity
Source: RefSeq, a predicted model, not a curated record